Colius striatus (speckled mousebird) is the source of this 5179-nucleotide messenger RNA. RefSeq names its product collagen alpha-1(XV) chain-like. The record is from RefSeq and is a predicted model, not a curated record. Gene Ontology annotation, cellular component: basement membrane. The coding region runs from base 106 to 3906 and encodes 1266 amino acids. The transcript has 41 exons. Lineage: Eukaryota; Metazoa; Chordata; Aves; Coliiformes; Coliidae.
GAAACAGCAGGCUCCAGUUUUUAUUAACUUUUAUUUUCAUAAGCAUAAAACUCAUGUGCACCGAACUUUUUCCUCACUUGAGGUCUUUCAACUGACUUGCAAAAAAUGCUCUCAUGGCAUGCCCACUGGACCUGGGACUUGCUGCUGCUGCUCCUUGGCUUGUCAAUCCGUGCCGGUUCAGCAGCUCAGAUCAUAGAAGAGCGUGGCUCCAAAGGACACCUUGACCUCACAGAGCUAAUAGGAGUUCCUCUUCCUCCUUCGGUCUACUUCGUGACGGGCUAUGGAGGCUUUCCAGCUUACAGCUUCGGGCCAGAGGCCAACAUCGGCCGGCUGACGAGCGCCGUCACGCCGCGGCCCUUCUACAGAGACUUCGCCGUGGUGGUUACAGUGAAACCAAACAGUGACCGUGGAGGAGUGCUCUUUGCAAUAACAGAUGCCUUCCAGAAAACUAUUUACCUGGGAAUGAGACUUUCAGCAGUGGAUGACAGCACGCAGAGAGUCAUCCUGUACUACACGGAGCCCGGCUCCCACAUCUCCCGGGAGGUUGCCUCCUUCAAAGUGCCGGUGAUGACUAACAGGUGGAAUAGGUUUACGGUGACUGUGCAGGGAAAUGACGUUGCUUUGUUCAUGGACUGUGAAGAAUAUCAGAGAGUUCAGUUUCAAAGGUCAGCUCGAGCCUUGGUAUUUGAAUCUGGCUCUGGGAUAUUUGUGGGUAAUGCGGGAGCCACGGGACUGGAGAAGUUCACAGGCUCAAUUCAACAUCUGACAAUCAAAUCUGACCCAAAGGCUACUGAAGAUCAUUGUGAAGAUGAUGAUCCUUAUGCUUCGGGGGACGUCAGUGGUGACGGCAGCGUUCAGGAACACGAGGCACAAGAAGCCCUUGCACCUGCUCGUCUUCCUGUGAGGCCUGAAGAUACGUUGGCUGAGCCAGUGGAAGCCCCUCCCACUGUAUUGUCUUAUUUGGAAGAAAGCGAUUUCUCUGGAAACCACAGACCAGAAGAAACCUCUGAAGUGGCCAAACUUAAAGAACAAGAUUCAGCUGUCACAGAAACUGGACAAGGCACCACUGAGUCUACCACUGUCAUGCAGAAAAUCUUCCCAGAAGGAGAUGGCUCUGGUGCUAGCGUUUUGCCAGGAGCAAGCCAAGAGGAGGGUGGGGAAGGUCAGGAAGGAGAGGAUGGGCCCACAGGAUCUCCAGGAAUGCCAGAAGCAGAAGAUGUGCAGAAAAACAAUCAAGGACCAACUGGAUCUCCAGGGAAGCCUGGACAACAUGGGCAGCCUGGCAUUCCUGGCAAAAACGGGUUACCUGGUAAAAAUGGAGUUCAAGGGCUGCCAGGACUGAAAGGAAAAGCAGGCACAAAAGGUGAAAAGGGUGAUCCUGGGGAGGGGUUGCCAGGACCCCCUGGACUACCAGGACCCACAGGACCAUCUGCUCCUUCCAAAGGACUAAAUAGAUUGGAGCCUGAAGAAUCAGGUUCUGGAGACGUUGAUGGAGAGACCGAGAUUUUAAGAGGUCUUCCAGGACCACCAGGCCCUCCAGGACUGCCUGGUCCCCCAGGAAAGCCAGCACCUGAUUCAAGUGUGGGACCUCCAGGGUCACCAGGAGAAGAUGGAGCUUCUGGAGAACCAGGUCCUGAGGGUCCUCAAGGUCCUCCAGGGCUUGAUGGAGUGGUUGGCCCACCAGGACAGAAGGGAGAAAAGGGUGAUCAAGGUCUUCCUGGUUCUGCUGGUCCAAAGGGUGAUCCUGGAGUCAUUGGAUCAACAGGCCCCAAAGGAGAAGCUGGUGCUGUUGGGUCUCCUGGGAAACCUGGACCACCGGGACCUCCAGGGCCCCCAGGGCCCCCUGGACCCCCAGGACUAAGCUACAGUUUAGGAUUUGAGGACAUGGAAGGAUCACCUAGCACUGACCUGUUAAUUGAGCCUGGAAUCCCAGGAUCAAGAGGACCAAAGGGAGAAAGAGGCAACAUUGGUCCACCAGGUUCAAAGGGGAUGCGGGGUACGGAUGGGAGACCAGGCUUCCCUGGCAUUGCUGGACAUCCCGGAGAUGUGGGUCCAAAAGGGGAGAAAGGUGACCCAGGACCUCGGGGUGAACCAGGACAGGAUGGGAACAGUAUUGUGGGACCACCUGGACCCCCAGGACCCCCAGGACCAGUCAUAGCAAUACCUGAGCUGCUACUCAAUGACACAGAUGGAAUAUUUAACUCUACUGCAAUGAAAGGACUGCUUGGGCCUCCAGGCCCUCGGGGACCAAAAGGUGAUACUGGUUUGCCUGGAUCACAGGGACCCAAAGGACAGCAGGGUGAAAAGGGAGAACCAGGAGCUAUCGUUGCUGCUGAUGGAUCUUUAACUGAAUUAUUAGGAAGAAAAGGGGAGAAGGGUGAAGCUGGAGUGAUGGGACCCGUGGGACCAAUGGGACCAAUAGGACCUACUGGACCCAAAGGAGAACUUGGUUUCCCAGGACGUCCAGGCCGCCCAGGACUGAAUGGACUGAGAGGUCUGAAAGGUGACCGAGGUGAAGCGUUUCAUGGCCCUCCUGGCUUGCCUGGACCCCCAGGGCCCCCUGGACCUCCAGGACGUAUAGUUUAUAUCAAAGGAACAGUUUUCCCAGUCCCUCCCAGACCUCACUGCAAAAUGCCAGUGAGCACUCCUUACCCUGCAAAUCAAGAAGCUCUUAAUGCCCAUGGUGCUAAUGCAAACGCAGAUUCCUGGGGACUGCGCAACUCAGUGGACUUAAAAGGAGAAAAGGGAGACAGAGGUGCUCCAGGACCACCAGGUCCACCUCUGCCUCCAUCACAUUUCAGCCACUUUAUUAAUAGCAUAAAGGGUGAAAAAGGAGACAACGGAGUCACUGGUGUAAAAGGAGAAAAGGGAGAACCAAAUGGAGGUUUUUUCCUGACAGGACCUCCUGGACCACCUGGAAGACCAGGAUUAAUUGGACCAAAAGGGGAUUCAGUCGUUGGACCCAGAGGACCUCCAGGGUUGCCUGGCCUACCUGGCUUACCAGGGUAUGGAAAAAUUGGCCCUCCUGGCCCACCUGGCCCACCUGGCCCACCAGGACCCCCUGCGAUAUAUGGCUCAGCAGCCGCAAUGCCUGGGCCACCGGGUCCUCCUGGAGAGCCAGGCCCACCCGCAGCCAGGAGUCUGGUUACAACAUUCCAGAACAUUGAGGGUAUGCUGGAGAAAGUGCACUUGGUAGCAGAAGGUACCCUCAUCUACCUGAGUGAAACCAGCGAGGUUUUUAUCCGUGUGAGGAAGGGAUGGAGAAAACUGCAGCUCGGUGAGCUAAUUCCUAUCCCUGCUGACAGCCUUCCUCCUCCAGCCCUAUCAAGCCAUGGAUUUCAGCCUCUUCCAGCACUGAUAUCAAAUACGAACAGCAGAAAACCAGCACUGCAUCUGGUGGCUUUAAACUUGCCGUUUUCUGGUGACGUGCGAGCAGAUUUCCAGUGUUUUCAGCAGGCUCAGCUGGCAGGGCUGAGGUCUACCUACAGAGCCUUCCUCUCAUCACACCUGCAAGACUUGGCCACGGUGGUCAGAAAAGCAGACCGACACCACUUACCCAUAGUCAAUCUGAAGGGAGAAAUCCUUUUCGACAACUGGGAAUCUAUAUUUAACGGAGACGGCGGACAAUUCAACGUGCACGUACCAAUCUACUCCUUUGAUGGGAGGAACGUCAUGACUGAUCCGUCUUGGCCUCAAAAGGUGAUAUGGCACGGUUCAACCGCCAGCGGGGUCCGGCUGGUGACUAACUACUGCGAGGCCUGGCGCACGGCUGGGACGGGGGCGGUGGGCCAGGCGUCCCCGCUCAACACGGGGAAGCUGCUGGAGCAGAACCUCUACAGCUGCAACAAUCACCUGAUCAUCCUCUGCAUCGAAAACAGCUUUGUAGCCGAUCCCCCGGGAGAAUGAUUCCCCUGCGGCACACGGGAGCGUUCCGUCUCGCGCCACAGAACCCUGGCACGGAAACGCCGUUUGUAACGAUGUACAUAUUUAUUUGUUAAAAGCAGCCAAAGAGAACAUACCUCAACACAAGCCACAUUCCCCUGAGGUGCAACACCCCGUGGGCUGGCCCUAAAGCCCUUCCUUCCACAUCAACCCCUCACUGUUCCAAGUCUGCCCGCAGUUAACUCACAGCCCUCUGGCUGAGCUGCAGCUGACGUGCGGGCACAGCCCGGUGUGGGCUCAGCAAGGCUGCUGCUGCUCCUGCACAGCUUGGGAGCUGCCUGCUCCGCUCCUCUCACCUGCAGACACAUUGAAUAGCCAAGGCACUACAUAUAUAGAUGCAUAUCUACAUCCUGUCCCUCAGCAAAUAACGGGAGGCUGCUACAUCUCACGGGGCUGGCAUCUUCACAGAAGCUUUAGGAAGCGAGGUGCUCAGCUCCUCUGGGUCUCGGUGGCAGCUGAGUCCCCAGCUCCUGCAAGCUCAUACUGAUGGCAGCCUGGUGCUUACACAGAAGUCCAGCAGCUUCCACAUCUUCCCUCAGCUUUGUUUUUUUUUCUUUGCAGAUUCUAGGCACAGGGCUUUACGUGAAUUUCACCUAGACAAAGUCUGGUCCUUCUUUUGGUGCUAUUGUUACCAGGAAACCUGGCGCAAUGUUAAUAGGAAGCAUCCUGUUUUACUGGUAGAACUGUGCAGAGUAAAUGCAGACAAACGAACCAUCUGCCCCUUCUUUAUUUCACGGUGUGUUAGGGGAAGUGGUUUUCCUGUUGUGGCAGCCUACUGAGCGAAAGAUGGCUGUCACUGGUUCUUCAAAAUAGGUUCUAGGCGCUGUUCCCCCACUAAAUGAUGUGUAAAGUGAUUUUCCUCGUUGUGAGUUUACCCUGCUGGCAUUCACAUCAUUAAAGAACUGUGAAUACCCAAUAGCCACAGCAAUGACAGGGAUGAUCGGUAAAUGCUGAUGUACGUCACAAAUACUGUCACCACACUGUCUUGAAGCCUUUUGCCUACAAAUUUGUCUCCUGUAUACCUUAAACAACAUAUUUACUUACAUUUUAUCAGGCAGUAACUGUGGAGGUCAAGCUCCACCUUAUCAUUUUCUUAAGAUUUAAUCUAGAGCCUGUGCUGGAAGUACAGUUCGUCUGCUGGCAGAGUAUUAAAUUACUAGAUAGCUGCCUUCAAAAGACAAAAGCAAAUCACACUACUGUAUGAAACUGAUGUAAUUAUAUAACAUAACGUUGUGAA